Nicotiana tabacum (common tobacco) is the source of this 606-nucleotide messenger RNA. The record is from RefSeq and is a predicted model, not a curated record. Lineage: Eukaryota; Viridiplantae; Streptophyta; Magnoliopsida; Solanales; Solanaceae.
AUGGCAGCAACAACUUCAUUUUUCUAUCAUCUUUAUGCGUUCGAUGGUGCAAGAGAUUUUCCAUUUCCAGAAAUUUUUCUACCUCGUUACGAGUUGGAAAAAUUGUACUCCAAAAAUGCAUCCAUGACUAAAUUUAUAGAUGACAUUUAUGCUAGUAGUGGGGUUGCAAUGUCACAAGAUAUCAUUUUCAUCAACAAUUGGAAGUGCACUGAGACUAAGUACAUGGAAUAUUUUUCAAUUUUAACUAAGAAAAAUGUUAUCAGUGUCGGUCCGCUGAUAGGAAAAACAGAGAGCAAAAUGGAAGACUCUGAAAAUAUCAUACAAUGGCUAGACCAAAGGGAUCCAUCUUCAACAUUGUAUGCAGCAUUUGGUAGUGAAUGUGUAGUGAACAAGGAAGAAAUCGAAGAAAUUGCUCGUAGACUAGAGCUUAGUAAUGUUAAUUUCAUAUGGGUUGUUAAUUUUUCAUUUGAUGAGAAGAUUAGUGGUAGCGAUAAGAUUCUGCCAGAAGGAUACAUCGAACGUGUGAAAGAGCGGGGCAUGAUUGUGGCCAAAUGGGCACCUCAAGCAAAGAUACUAAGGCAUCCGAAGAAAGUGGAGGCAGUGUAG